AUGGAACAGGAUGUAACUGUCAGUGUUUCCGGAUGUACGACUCCCACUCUGCCUCGUCUUUUCCACCUUCUAAGCUCUCCGUACUCCAAAACGGACCAUUUCAAAUCGGGUCACGCUGUCUUACCUGAGCAAGGCGUGGCCAAGAGGUUAGCAUGCCGUGCUGUGGAUCGGAAGAAUUCUGAAGAAGAUCUUCCAGAAUGUUCUCAUUUUGAAGUGUGUAACAAAGUGGAUACGUAUUCGACUCCGUGGAUAGAACGUCAGUGUCGGUGUCCAGCAAAGCAUUCCUGUUCCCUUUCCUCUAAACUGAACGACGGUCACACUGUCUUGGACAAGUCAACACAAUUUAAGCUUUGUGAACCUGUUAGUAAGCUACCCACCUGCCGCUACUUCCGUGACGUCACUUGGACGUACGUCAGUCACCCUGAUAAUACAACUCAACAGAUAAUGCACUGCGUUUGCCCGAAAAACAGCGUAGCCUACAUCCUAAAUCAUCAAGCCUUCUACACCCUUUCAGGGGUCGGCUACAGAUACGCCUUCGUUUGUUCACCUCAAAGUUGGCAGCGAUGCGAGAGGAAGGAACCUUGUCGACUCUUCACCGUAAAGAAAAGACCUGGAGUGGAGGAGGUCAACUCCAGUAGACUUUGUGAGUGUCCUCUUGGGUUCAUUUGUCCGGAGAGGUAUGCUGAACCUUCGGUUAUGGUGGACACAAUUGGAAACGAAGAUCGCACUCGGACCUACAGCGGUUAUUGCGCCCCUGCAGCUGACUGAGUAGCCAGAUGGUGACCACUGUCCAGAAAAUAACGGUUCGGAACUCGAAGCUCUUAAUAGCAGGGCGGUCAUUAGUAAAAAUGAAGACUGGCCAUUUCAUCGUGGCUAAAGGAAUAAAUUAUUCAACAUCCAUCUAGCUUACAAGAUCUGAUCUUACCUAUCCACAACUACCCGUCUCGACUCAGGAGAGGAAGUAUACAGACUUCGAGAUUGUUAACUUCCGGUUUCAGUCAGAAAAACCCUGGAAGACCAUUAGUAUUAGUGACAAGUUUAGUUCAACAGGGUAUUAAGAAAACACCGGUAACUACA
This is a messenger RNA of Limulus polyphemus (Atlantic horseshoe crab), 1077 nucleotides long. RefSeq names its product protein giant-lens-like. The transcript is spliced from 4 exons. The record is from RefSeq and is a predicted model, not a curated record. NCBI's taxonomy places the organism in Eukaryota, Metazoa, Arthropoda, Merostomata, Xiphosura, Limulidae. Bases 1 to 768 code for a protein of 255 amino acids.